AUGGUGCGCAAGCACCUUCGUGACCAGUUCAACAUCGAGGACGACGCGAUGUCAGUUCUGCGGCACGCCCUAGAGGAGUUCAUCUUUCAUUUCCGCAGUCGGGAUGACCUCGAGCGCGUCCUCAACUCUAGGCCACCACCGGUGGCAGCUUCGCCGUUCGUGUUGCUCUGGCAACGCUGGUCUCGCCUUUCAUCGGCGAUGGUCGGUGCAUUCACCUACAAGGUCCUGGUUGGGAUUAAGGGCGUUCCUGCCCAUGCCCUCAGCGAGGAUGUGGCUGCGCACCUCCUUGGGUCUUCUUGCACCCAGGUCGAGAUUGCCACGGCCGAUGCUGACGGGGUUGACGACGACGAUGCGCGUGAACUAUUCGUUGCUGCCAGGUGCCUUCACCCGCUCUUGGUGCCAGAGCAGAAGCUCCUUGUCAUCCCAGAACUGCAGGAGCCGCAUGACCCGGGCAUUCUGUUUCUCCGGGAACACGAGAUCAUUCACUCCAAGCUGCCCAUCCCGCAUUACCUCGCUCGGAUGCGUGUCGUCGAAUAUCAGGAUUGGGACCCUUCAAGCUCCUCUGAUGAUGGUGGCUUCCCGGGCGCUGACGACUAUGACGACUGCGGUGAUAGUAAUUACAAUGGAUAUCAUCCUGGUCUGGAGGAUGGCCCGUCGCGUACUCGGCCGUUUGGCUCGGCCACCUUCUGCCCGGGUGGGAGGGACGGCCCGUCGCUGGGGCGUGGCUCCGGUCCGGCAUUUUGGCCGCGAUGCCAUGCCGCCGGAGUUGCGGACGACGUACGCGCAUGCAUAGGUGGUUCAGGGUGGGUCCCUCAUCCGCAAGGGCUUCUGCAUGAGGGCCAAUCGUGGCUCGGGGGCAGGGCAUGGUCCUGGUGCGGGAUGCGUCGCUUCGGUGCUGGUCCUCGGGUGCGCGAGAUAGCGGAUGUCGCGUCGCCGCGGAAGCAAGACCGAGAAAAGUCUGCAACUAUUGUUGUUGGUGCUCAGAUGUUAGGCACGCCUACAGGCGAUGGCAGCCCUGACGCGCGGUCAUUGGUUUGGGAAGUUGACUUCUAG
Messenger RNA from Miscanthus lutarioriparius, 1053 nucleotides. NCBI's taxonomy places the organism in Eukaryota, Viridiplantae, Streptophyta, Magnoliopsida, Poales, Poaceae. The record is from the annotation of a GenBank genome assembly.